Messenger RNA from Trichobilharzia regenti, 2402 nucleotides. NCBI's taxonomy places the organism in Eukaryota, Metazoa, Platyhelminthes, Trematoda, Strigeidida, Schistosomatidae. The record is from the annotation of a GenBank genome assembly.
CCGAACCAUGUGCAUGGUCGGCGAGAGUCCUAACCGCUAUACUACCGACGCACUUCCGGUAAAAUGCCUACAGUUUUAAUACUCAACAGAAUAGUGGUCAUUUGUUUGCUUCUUCAGUUGGGAAUUAAGUUGUGCUGUCUUUAUAGUGCCUGUCCCUCACCUAAAUGCUUAUCGCUUAUCUUCAGGACUACAUGUUGAUUAAGUGUGUAUGAUCAUACACAUAUUUCAUGACAUAUGUUGUUGAUAAUGGAUACCUUGUUUUUAUUAGUUUACACAGCCGGUUUGAAAAAUUUUGAAGGAUUUUUAGCAUUUCAGAUUUAGCAAACUUGUUAAUGUAAUACUUUAAGUUCCAUUUUCUUCAAGAAAUACAACAUUUCUUACGACAUAUUGACAAAAGACUUAUCACUCGGUACUAGUCAAAUAAUUGGAUUUUCUACCUGAUGGCACUCGUCAGCAGGUGUAUCUGAUUGACUGGUUUCAACAUAGAACUUUGCACCAAUGUGCAGCAGUUCUGUAGUCAGUUGAUGUAAUGUGACCUUGGUAACUUACCUGAAUUCAGACAUUUUACAUUAGAGAGUAGUUAGUGUGAAAUACCUUGCGUUUCCAGUAUUUCGAAAAUCAUAGAAGUCAUAAAAUAAGAAUUUUUGGAAGUUUUUCCCAUAAAAACCGAUAUCCUGUAAGUUUUCUUGACGCAUUUUCACUAUAUGAUAGGAUCCCACAUAUUUUGGUAUUGACUGUUUAAUCUUGCAUAUAUGGUAUGUUAUCAUUCUCACACAUUUUGGUAUUGACUGCUAAUUUUGUAUAUAUGGUAUAUUAUCAUUCUCACACAUUUUGGUAGUGACUGCUAAUCUUGUAUAUAUGGUAUAUUAUCAUUCUCACACAUUUUGGUAGUGACUGCUAAUUUUGUAUAUAUGGUAUAUUAUCAUUCCCACACAUUUUGUUACUGACUGUCAACCUCGCACAUAUGGUAUAUUAUCAUCUCUCACGCACUUUGUUAUUGGCUAUUAAGAUAAAUUAUUUCAAAUGCUGUUAGCUGUCCAUAUUGUUGUAAAAUGUAUAAAUACCAUGGCUUUCUUUAUCGUUGUUGCACUUCAAUACACAGUCACAGUCCAGCCUUUGUCUUUUGAUAUUUGCGUGCUUUACCAAGUCGGAAGGUACGACAAGCAGAUAGACAGAUUAGUUCAGGCGCAGACAGAAUAAGGUGAAAACGUCUUCAUUCAAUUCCCUACAGUUAUAACACUAUAUAACAAGUUUCUUCAGUGUCUGACUGACCUGUCAACGUUGUAGUGCUUAUAAAACUUCAUUUUCUUCGAGUUGCCAAACAUUGGAGUAGCACAUUAAAAUAGCAAUGAAAUGCGAUGCAACUACGACAGAGAAAAUUACAUGAUUAUAGAGCGUUUCCAGAAUCUCGAUAAUGAAAAACAGUGAAUGCACCUGCACCGUUUCAAACGAUAUUUUCAUAUAAGGACGAACUCAUCGUACUGCAGAUAUUCUUGAUGUUCUAACUUUUACUUGACUAAUCACGUAUGACACUUGGACGUACAAAGCCUUCGUUCUCUGAAAUAAAAUCUCAGUUAGAUAAUUAUCGUCUGGAACAUCUAACACCGUGUGAAGUGGAACUUACACUCCCGAAAGUUGUUGAAAAACCUGCAGAAAAGUCAGAUAAACCACCAUCUAGAAUUAUUGCAAUUUUCAAUUUAUGGUAUAUUCAGCUUACAAUUACUUUUCUUAUAUGGAUAGCAGCUAUACAGAUUGAGUUCGGAGCUGUAUUCUUUGUCAUUGCAUCAUUAUACUGGUUAUGGGUAUGGGGUACAACAAGAAAUCCUAAACCACGUGUAUCCAAUAAUCCUGAUGAACAAAUUAUAUCGGCUGGUUUCUUUUUCGACACUUCGCCUAUUCCCUCUAAAGGUGUAUUUUAAUGGAACUCUCUUUUCCUCUCCUAAUAAUCACAAAAUUUUUAUAUGACACUUCACGUAUUCCUGGGUUAAUAUUUGGACUUUCCAAUAAUUUUAUUUUUUAUUUUUUGUAUUUCAUUGAAAACGUAAGUACAUUUGCAGUUUUCUUUUUUGCCCUAUGUGAUUAAAGAUAAAUUCUUAAUGAAAUUAAAGUCUUUCGGCUGUUUUUUUCUUCAUUUACACUGUAAUCUGGAGACAGAUGAUGUCGAGUACUUUUCGAAGCAUUCAUAUUGUAACAGCAGAUGGCAAGACAUGGAAGUCAAGGUGUAUUUUCAAAUGAUUGAACAGUUAUUUAUUAUAUCUACACACUUUGUAUUCUUUAACUAAUCACUGAGUGUAUGGUUUUGAUUUACAUUAAAUGACAUGAAAUAGAAUGUUCAAAUACAUGUAUAGUAUUCUGUUGCUGAUGCAGUGUUGACUGUGAGAACAAUACCCUGUUGGAACCCA